UUUUUUUCUUGCUCUUUAUUCCACAGACUAGGGUUGUGGGCCCGACCCGGUCCGAAAGAUGAGUCUUGAUACGAAUCGAAUUUUGACCCGAAAAGGACUCGGUUGGGCCGGCCUGAUAAAAUAAGGUCCGACUCGAAAAUGACACGAAAAAAUGAGGCCCGACUCGGAAAUCCCAACCCUACCACGCUUGAUUUACUUUAACUUGAUCCUUGGUUUUGAAUCCAUAAAAGACCAUAGAACCUCGGAAAGACCUAGCAAAUUAGAACAAUGUGUGGAUUUGUGUUCGACAACUCUAAUUGCUGUUGAAACAAAAGAAGGAAUUGUUGUUGCAACAGAUUCUCGUACAAGUCAAGGCUCUUACAUUUCUUCCCGCGCUACAAACAAAAUUUCUACAAUUAGCGAUCAUAUUGUUGGGUUAAGAGCUGGGAUAGCUUCGCAAUCUCAAGCAAUUUUUGAUAUUGUAAAGUAUUAUGCUGAGGCACAUUCAAUGCUUGAUGAAGAGCCUAUACUUGUUUACAACGUUGCUCAAUAUACUCGCAAAUUUGCAUAUAAUUAUCGGGAUCAAAUGACUUUUAGUAUUAUUGUUGCUGGUUAUGAUGAAGAAAAACUUGGGCAAAUAUAUGCUGUCACUAUUGGAGGUUAUUCUAUUCGACAAAAAAUUUACAUUACUGGAAGUGGAAGUACUUUUCUUUAUGGAUAUAUGGACAAGAAUUUUAAGGAAGGAAUGUCGAAUGAAGAGGCUGUUGAGGUUUUUUUUAAAUUUUUUUGGGGGUUUUUAUUGACUUCCACACUUUUCUGUUCCAUUCAAAGGGUGAAGAUUUCUAAAAAUUUUUCUGUUUUUUUACAAAUUGUUUUUGAUCAAUUCACCGUUUUACCUGUUCCCUCAAAUAAGGAGGCGCUAAUUUUUUCUCAACCUCCCUCCCUGCUUUUGUUCGAUUCCCAGUUAAUCUGUUUUUACCUUCCCGUUUUCCCUCAAACAAACUUUACCACAAAGAGUUUGUUUGGAAGGCCAUAUCUUGGCCAAAUCAAAAAACGGGCAAAAACGGCUCAAAAUCCUUCCUAG
Molecule: messenger RNA, 1063 nt
Organism: Meloidogyne enterolobii
Lineage: Eukaryota; Metazoa; Nematoda; Chromadorea; Rhabditida; Meloidogynidae
Source: the annotation of a GenBank genome assembly